AUGCCAGCACCAGGGCAGGAAAGGAGGGACGCGCUGGCCCCCGGGGGUCUGCGCGGGGAGGGGUGUGGCCCUGUGUGUGGCCCUAGCUGUCACCGGCCGGAAUUCCGCCACUGCAGGCUGGACGCGGAGCGCGUGCCAGUGCUGUCCACUCCCCUCCGACGGCGGUUCGAGUCCCUGGGUGUGAGCGUCUGUCGGACAGGGGCACCAGUGCUCUUCAAGGAUGUGGCCCUGUACUUUACACAGCAGGAGUGGAAGCUGCUGAGUCCUGCUCAGAGGGACCUGUACAAGGAAGUGAUGCUGGAGAACUAUGAGAACUUGACCUUCUUAGACAAGAAUAAAGGAUGUCAAGAGAAGGCACAACUUCCGAAGUCGGGCAGCUCACGGACACCAAGGCAAGAGAAGGUGCUGAAGCCGACCCAGGGCAGUGCGCCCUUGCGCAUGAGCACAGAAGCAGAAAGUCAGGACAGGUCAUCUGUGGAUGAGAGGAAAUCCGGCCCAAGUGUGGCUGCAGAGUCUCGCCAAACCAGCCCACCUGGCCAGGAAAGGCACGAACCCACGGCCUUGGCGACCCCAUCAGGUCACACAUCAGCAGUCAUAGCAAGAGCGGGUACCGCUCGAGGAAAGGAGAUUCCGCAGAACGAUGGGCCUGGCAAAGCCCAGAAUGCAGUGCGCGUCACCAAGCGUCGCCAGACUGCCAGGAAGGGGAAGAACCACUUUAAGUGUCGGGAAUGUGGGAAGACCUUCAACCAGACCCUGCACCUGGUGGAACACGAGCGCAUCCACUCGGGGGAGAAGCCCCACAAGUGCGACGCCUGCGGGAAGUGCUUCCGCCACAGCUCCUACUUCUUCACGCACUACCGGAUCCACACGGGGGAGCGGCCCUACAAGUGCAAGGUGUGCGGGAAAGCCUUCAACAGCAGCUCUACCCUCAGCAGUCACCACCGAAUCCACACCGGGGAGACACCCUUCAAAUGCAACGAGUGUGGCAAGACCUUCAAGCAGAGCACCAAGCUGACACGUCACCACAGGGUGCACACCGGCGAGAAGCCCUACAGGUGCAAUGAGUGUGGCAAAUGCUUUGGCCGCAACUCUUCCCUGAGGGACCACAAGCGGAUCCACACGGGAGAGAAGCCGUACUGCUGUCAGGUGUGUGGAAAACACUUCCGGGUCAACUCACACCUCGCGGAGCAUCUGCGGCUCCACCAGGAAGAGCAGACCUUCCAGUGCAAUGAGUGUGGCCAGUUCUUCCGGAACGGCUCCCACCUGUUGGAGCAUAAGCAGCUCCACGUGCCAGAGAUGCGGGAGGAGUGCCUGGAGUGCGGGAAAGUCUUCUCCAGCAAGGAGGCCCUCCUCCAUCACCAGAGAAGCCACACGGAGGAGCCCUUGUACCACUGCCAGGGCUGCGGCAAAGACUUCCGCUGUAAGUCGAGCAUCCAGCGGCACAAGCGGCUGCAUGCGGGGCAGAAGCCCUUCGUGUGCUUCCAGUGUGGGAAAGGAUUCACGGACAGGACCACCCUGAAUAAUCACCACAGAGUCCACUCUCAGGAGAGAACCGAUCCCUGCGGGAAGUGCGGUAAAUCCUUCAAGCACCUGGCCUCUCUCAUGUCCCACCUCCGGAUACACGAGGAUGAUGAGCCAUAG
This is a messenger RNA of Ochotona curzoniae (black-lipped pika), 1641 nucleotides long. RefSeq names its product zinc finger protein 883-like. Gene Ontology annotation, biological process: negative regulation of transcription by RNA polymerase II. Gene Ontology annotation, molecular function: DNA-binding transcription repressor activity, RNA polymerase II-specific. Bases 1 to 1641 code for a protein of 546 amino acids. The record is from RefSeq and is a predicted model, not a curated record. The transcript is spliced from 3 exons. NCBI's taxonomy places the organism in Eukaryota, Metazoa, Chordata, Mammalia, Lagomorpha, Ochotonidae.